UGAUUCAUCUCCUGAAAUCUUACACGUGGCACAACAGAACAUACGAGAUUAUCUGUAUUUGUCUUUUUUCUUUGCCAAGAACUUUUUGUUUUUUUCUUCUUCUCUGCUCCAGGGGGAGCGAUCAAUUACUCUUCUUUCAUCAAUCCGCUGAAUCCUUUUGACUCUCCUCGUCGUCUUUGAUCGUCUCGACGAAUUGGGUUUCGUUCGAUUCGAUCAAAUCCAACAACUUUUAAAGGUUUCAUUCAAGUGGGUUGCUUGAAGUAAUUGGUUUAAUAGAGAAUGUCUUCUCUCAUCUCACAACAAUGGCAGGAGAGGACUAGUGGAUUCUUCUCUUCAUCAGGGACGAAGCUUAGGGAAGCGAGGCAAUCAGCUGGUAGUUUUGUGGGAGAAGUCGCCAAAGAUGCGAAAGUGAACGUUGCUGAUGUUGCAGAAAGAGUUGGAUCCUUGUUCAAAAGCAGGUGGGCGAUUCUUCAGCAGCCUGCAACUAGACACGCCGUGCAAGAACACCUUAUAACAGCCGCUGCCACGACCGGGACAUUGGUGAGAAAGGGUAUCACUGAGACUAAAGAAAAGGUUUCCGUUGGAAAAAUCAAAGUGGAAGAGGCGGCGAAAAAGACUGCGCAAAAGAGCAAGACGCUUUUGACAGAUAUCGAAAGAUGGCAGAAGGGAGUUGCCAGCUCAGAUGGUAAGAUAGUUUAUACACAGGGGGCGUAUAAAACCUUACUUGUCCUUUCCUUUAGAUAUGGUAACUCACACUAUAUUAACAAACUUUUGUGCUCAGUGUUUGGUGUUGCGAUUGAGAUCACUGUCCAGCGGCAAGAGUCAAGCAGGCCUAUUCCAUUUAUACUGAUGAAAUGCGCAGAUUAUCUCAUUUUAACCGGACUUAACUCACCGAACUUGUUCAAAGCCGAAGGAGACAAAAAGCUUAUCCAACAAUUGGUUUCUGCUUACAAUCAAGAUCCUAGCGCGUCAAUACCUGAAGGCGUGAAUCCAGUUGAUGUAGCCGCACUCAUGAAAUACUAUCUUGCUAGCCUUCCCACACCACUAACUACUUUUGAGCUUUACAACGAAAUCAAAGACACAAGGUCGAGCGUAACCAGAAUGAGAAAGUCACUCCAGAAGCUUUCCAGUGUCAACUACAAUACACUUGAGUUCAUAACAGCGUUUUUGCUUCGUGUGAGCCAGAAAGCACAACUCAACAAGAUGGAUUCACACAGCCUGGCAAUGGAGAUGGCUCCGGUGAUCAUGUGGCGAGAAGAGAAGAGGCCUGAGUCCUAUAGGGAAUACUGGAUACGCCCAUCGAGGAGUCCUAAGAAGAGCUUUGACUUUGAAACUGCUUCUCCAUGGGACUUGCUCUCAGAUGAAGGAGAAGGUGUGGUAGAUGCAUCUUCAUCGAUCUCUCUGGACGAUAUUGUUCAAGUUGAUUUUGGUGCGGUCGACGUUGUGCAGUGCCUGAUUGAACAUCACAAUGCUAUUUUCACUGAUGCAGGGGAGACUGUAUGGAGGUGAAAACAACAACAGUUUUAACUAAUCUUUCUCUGAUGAUUUGAGAUUUCUCAGUUUCUGGACCAAAAGCAGAAGAAGAUAUCCUACCAUUUUGAUCUUGAUAAUGAUUUAACUGAGUAAAGGUUUCAGUAAAUAAGCUUCGUUUUCAUUUGGCUAUUCUGUAAAACAUUGUUGAGACUUUCAGAAGCUGUUCAAAAAUAAGUUUUUUUUUUU
Molecule: messenger RNA, 1719 nt
Organism: Brassica napus (rape)
Lineage: Eukaryota; Viridiplantae; Streptophyta; Magnoliopsida; Brassicales; Brassicaceae
Exons: 8
Coding region: 280-1509 (409 amino acids)
Biological process (GO): signal transduction
Source: RefSeq, a predicted model, not a curated record